Truncatella angustata is the source of this 1189-nucleotide messenger RNA. RefSeq lists its product as uncharacterized. The record is from RefSeq and is a predicted model, not a curated record. The transcript has 2 exons. The coding region runs from base 205 to 1017 and encodes 270 amino acids. Lineage: Eukaryota; Fungi; Ascomycota; Sordariomycetes; Amphisphaeriales; Sporocadaceae.
CAACGGUUGAUUCACGGGGGUGUGCAUGUCUCGUCUAAUUCGCACACUGAGAGGCGACAGUUUCGUCACUACUCCUUCCUCCAACAAUCCUGCAGUGCAAAGUGAGAAUCAUUCCGAGAAUGCCGUGAUUUGCGAAUUAACAAAAUCAACCCAUUCGACGACGUGUCUUGAGAUUAAAUUGAACCGUGCGACACUACAGUGGAAAUGGCUCACUAUAAUCCGCACGAACAACCAGGCCUGGAGGUGCAUGAACCAGCCGGCCUCGAGGUCGUGUCAGAGCCAGAGGCACCGCAGGUGAUUAAUGGACCAACAGUCUACGGAAAACCAUUUGAUCCAUCCAACACCUAUGCGCAUCCGGUUGGCGGCGUGCCGCAUCAGCAAUACCAGGCGCCGCCUGUCAAUGGUGGAUACGGUCAAUACCCUCCCGAGUCGCCAUAUCCCGAAUCUUCAGUAGCGCCUCCCCAAUCACAAUGGGCACCGUCGCAAGUCGGAACAGUAGGGCCAAGUGUGUCGGAAAAGGGCGCGCCGGAACCUAGGAUAUUGGGUAUUAAGAGGAAGAAAUUCUGGCUCAUAUUCGGGCCACUGAUAGCGGUCCUGGUUAUCGGUCUGGCUGUCGGUCUAGGUGUCGGACUGGGUACAAGUCAUAAGAGCAGUAGCUCCCCGGCAUCAAGUAGCUCCUCAAACGCAACUUCGACCUCAACGAGCUCCAGCGCGACAGCAACAGCGACUGUUUCAGCAAUAAAGUGUCCGUCAAGUAAUGGAAGUUACUACGAAGCCUCAGGCAACACCAAGUUUCUCGUGCUUUGUAACCUCGAUUACAACGGUGGCGGGGGUUCUUCAGAUAUUGGCAAUGUAAUAACAGACACCGCGGAAGAUUGCGCAAACAGCUGCGCGACGAAUGGUACUUGCGCCGGCGCUGGAUGGGGAGACUAUUACGGAAGCACCUAUUGCUGGAUGAAGUCCUCAUUAGGCAGUUCCCAAAGUGCCUCAAAUUGGUAUUUUAUGAUCAAGGAAUAGCCACAUCAAUCUCUAAGGCAUGGCGUUUUACGUUGGCUGUGUCGGAUAAGUGUUAGAAUCCCUCUGACCCAAGCACCAGUAUAUAGGCUCCUACUUGUCGGGUAGCCGCCGACGCAAAUAUAUAUCCCAUCUACAUAGCCAUUGUUCGAAAUAACACAUAUCUUACUUGCGG